Molecule: messenger RNA, 26443 nt
Organism: Folsomia candida
Lineage: Eukaryota; Metazoa; Arthropoda; Collembola; Entomobryomorpha; Isotomidae
Gene: shot
Product: microtubule-actin cross-linking factor 1
Exons: 131
Coding region: 1111-24972 (7953 amino acids)
Biological process (GO): intermediate filament cytoskeleton organization; wound healing
Cellular component (GO): cytoplasm; membrane; cytoskeleton
Molecular function (GO): calcium ion binding; structural molecule activity; microtubule binding
Source: RefSeq, a predicted model, not a curated record
AAUCCAAGCAGAUAGAUUUGUGCUCACACAGUUGGUUUUGCUGUGACUGAACUUUGCUAAAUUAUUGCCAUACGCUGGUCAAAGUGGUAACAGUUGGACGACAGAUUUCUAAAUUUUCGAAAAGUAUCGAGCACCAAAACAACGCAGGUUUUGGUCGUGAUAAGUGUUGGAGCAUGAGUUUUGAAGUGGCAAAAUUAAAAUUUGCAAUUCUAUAAUUAGCAAGUCGGUUUCAAUGUUUGAAAGGGAUUUCCUUUUAAGGAAUUCGCAUUUAAGUUGGUGAAUGCAGGUUUUUGGCUUGGCCUAGUCAACAUCAUACAGAAAUAAAAAGGUUGUGCAGUGUUUCUUGUGCUAAAAGUAACCAUCAACUAAUUAAAUUGAAAAGUGGAAUAUGAAUUAAGUUUCGAAGGUUCCGUUUUGCAUUUGUACAUAUUCUACCAUCAGCUACAAAUAUGUAAAUACACAAUCAGCCUACAGCAAUAUGAUAUGUACUUGUAGCAUGGUUGAUCAUUGGACACUCCUUGCAAUGCAAUGCAGUAUCAAAACUUGAGAAAUAUGAGGGUUUAGCAUUGAGAUUGUGGUUGUAGAUUUAUUUGUGUACUUUUACACCGAAGAAGAACCAUUAUAACUUGGUUGUGAACUACCAUUAAAUAAAACUGUUUGGAAUGAAGGCGAAGUCAAUAGUUGGACGAUUAAUUAUCGCACAUCACGUAUCUGCAUGAAAUUGGAAUAGAGAUGAGCUUUCGCAUGCAUAGAUUUUGGUAUGUGUGGAAUCACUCUCAGUCUUCACUUGGAGAUGAAUUGGUGAAGUGAAGCUUGUCUGUCUUGUGCCGGAACUCUCAUUAUUAUUGCAAGAUUUCAACGUGUGAUAACGAACGUUCCAUGCAAACUUUUCCAUGCAAUAUCCAGCAAGCACAAGUACCUGGCACAGCAUGCAUUCUCGCUCGUAUUGAAGCAUCCGGACCGAAUAUCGGAUUUUAUCGGAUUAAUCGCAUAUUUGUGUACAAAUUCCGAGUGCACAGCAGUGAAUAGCGGUUAACUUGUUUCAAGUGUGGUAAUUUUAUUCAGUGUUUGUUUAAUAUCACGGGCAUGUCAUCCAUUUGAGCGUUUAAAAUGUCUAUCUACCAUUUUGUGCGCGGCCCUCGGCUGUUUAUUCAAGCUGCCAGGGAAGAUGCAGAUCCUGAUGCCGUCAAUCAGAAUCCGGAUGACGAAAUGCUGGAAUACGGUCGGGAUAUUGGUGGCGAAGGUUCUGAUGUACAACGAGUGCAAACACAACGAAUAUUUAACACCGAAUCUCACUCAUCUGCCUCGGCCACAAACCGUGUUGCUCGAAAAGGUGGUUUAAAGUCGGUGACACGAAAAAUCAUACGGAAAACAACAACUCUAACUCGAGGCGAGCAGAGGACGGUGACAGAAAGCUUGGUCACCCUUACAGGAAAAGACGGGAAAGAAGUACUCGUUUCAGAGCAAGUGGUCAGAACCCCAUGGACGGACGAAGACGACGUAGAUGAUAAUGGUAUCAGGGGGACGCAUAACAGUGGUGGUAGUGGAAGUAGCACCCGGGGUGGUGGUGGUAACACCAGGCUUCGGUCUACCAAAACUGAGGUGUUUACCUCCACCAACAAUGCUUCUUAUUCGAACGGUCACAAAAGUAGGAAACAUGGCAUAGAUGAGGCUUCUUCGAAGAAGAUCUCCGAAAUUGUCGUUGGGAUGGAAGAAAAUGUGUCGGCCAAAGAAGCACUACUGGCAUGGGCUAAAAAAUCAACUGCCAAAUACCCAGGAGUGCGAGUUGGCGAUUUCACAAAAUCAUGGAAGGAUGGUCUUGCCUUUUGCGCAUUAUUGAACAGGAACAGACCCGACCUCAUUGAUUGGAGAAGUGUCACCCGUCGAAGUGCUCGCGAAAGACUCGAAACUGCCUUCAAUGUUGCCGAACGAGAUUGUGGAGUUGUCAAACUAUUAGAUCCUGAAGACGUUGAUACCAAUGAGCCUGAUGAAAAAUCCAUCAUCACAUACAUCUCGUCACUUUACGACGCUUUUCCUGAACCGCCCAGACUCCAUCCACUUUACGACACUGAGUCUCAAAAGAAAUGGGAAGAAUACAGAGAAAUUGCAACCUCUCUGUACACGUGGAUCCGACAAAAUGUGAACAACAUGCAAGACCGUCAUUUUUCUACCUCUCUCAUUGAAAUGAGAAAAAUGGCUGCUGAAAUGAACCGUUUUCGAGUUGAAGAAGUUCCAUCGCGCGGUCACGAUAAACAACGAUUAGCUCACCUUUUCCGGGAUGCUGAAAAACAUUUCCGGGAUGGAGAACUGGAUCGUGAGCUACACAUGGAAAACAUCGAACGACAAUGGCAGUUGCUCAUGCUGGCCCAUCAAGAAAAAGAUCAAGCGAUCCACGAAGAGAUUAAGAAGCUGGAAAAAUUGCAACGUCUGGCUGAAAAAAUUCACCGGGAAGGGAAACAAGUCGAGAUUCGACUUGAUGAAAUUGAGCAACGAAUUGAUGAGGAAGCCAGACGGAUUGAUCGGCUGCACCCCUUGGACGCCAAGCAUAAUUGUGAUCAACUUGAGCGAGACAUGCAAAUGACAGAGGACACCAUCAAGUCAAUGUUCACGGACACUCAAACAUUAAAAGACGCCAGAUUUCAUCAAGCAUCUGAAGUUCAAAAGAUGGUGCAACAUCUUCACCAGAGGUGGAUAAGCAUUCGAUCCCUGCUUCACAAUCGCCUACUUUCUGUUUUGGCAUCAAUUUCGUUUCCAAUUGAAGAGAAAUCAGUAACUCGCACAUCAAAGACGGUGAUGGAAACCAGAUUAGUGGAGACUAACCAACAUUUCCGCACCUUGCAAGAAGUUGGUGAUUGGAUUAAACAAAAGCAAAAAUCAUUACAUGACAGCGAUUUCGGAAGUGAUUUACCAUCCGUGCAAGCAGAGCUUGAAAAACAACUACGAGAACAUAGAACAAUCGAAAAGUUUCAAUCCAGCGUGGAUAAAUGUUCAACUUCCAAGAGCUCAUUUCAUGGCGAGGAACUUCAGUUGUACAUCAACUACCUGAAUACGAUACAAAAGUCGUACUCGGAAUUGUUAAUGUCUUCUAGAAAACGUCAAUCUGAUCUGGAAACUUUGAGCGAUUUUGUUCAAAGCGCAACUAAUGAGCUUAUGUGGUUAAGUGAAAAAGAAGAACGCGAAAUAACAAGAGAUUGGAGUUCCAAGAACAUCAACCUUGUCGAAGUGGAGCAGUAUUAUGAGUCACUAAUGUGUGAACUUGAGAAGCGUGAAAUCCAAUUCAACGCUGUUCAGGAUAGAGGGGAAUCUCUAGUGCUGCAACACCACCCCGCUUCCAAAUGCAUCGAAACUUACAUGUCUGCUAUGCAAACCCAAUGGGCAUGGCUGUUGCAAUUAACCAUUUGUUUGGAAACUCAUUUGAAACAUGUCGCAACUUACCAACAAUAUUUCUCUGACAUCCGCGAAUGCGAACAGACCGUCGCGAGGAAAGAGGAAAUGUUGAACACCGUUUAUAGUAAAUCCGAGUUUAGUCUCGAUGAAGGUGAAAUGCUGUUGAAAGAAAUGCAAGACAUGAGAGAAGAUUUGACCAAGUAUGGCGAUAUUAUUACUUCUGUGUCAAAUCAGAGUCGAGAUAUAAUUCCAUUGAAGCAACGAAAAACAAAUGUGUCGAGACCAAUAAUUGUGACUGCAAUUUGCAAUUAUAAACAAAAUAACCAACAAAUGGUGAUCAAUAAGGAUGAGCGAUGCACAUUGACCGACAACAGCCAGAGAGUCCGUUGGAGAAUAACCAACUCUUCUGGAUUGGAGGGCAUGGUUCCCGGCGUUUGUUUUGUAAUUCCACCUCCAGAUAACGAGGCUUUAGACGCUGCCGACAGACUUCGACGGCAAUAUGAUAGAACGGUCACAAUGUGGCAAAAGAAGCAACUGAAGAUGCGCCAAAACAUGAUAUUUGCAACGAUUAAAGUUGUCAAAAGCUGGGACCUGUCGCAGUUUUUGGCAAUGGGGGCGGAACAAAGAAAUGCAAUUAGGAAAGCUUUAAAUGAGGAUGCAGAGAAGUUGAUCCAAGAAGGUGACCCUAGUGAUCCAGCUUUACGAAGAUUGCGUAGGGAGAUUGACGAGGUCAAUCGACUCUUUGAUGAAUUCGAAAGGAAAGCAAUGGAAUCAGAGAAAACCAAAACUGCUAGCAAAAAUUUUACUGAACAAGUUACAAUAUUGCAUCAAGAUUUAGAAGAUCUGGAACGAAAUAUCGUAUCUCGUGCUAAUGCACCAAUACCGAAAGAUGUGGACAGUCUUUCAAGAUUGGUGGUUGAGCACAGAGAGUUCGAAAUGAAAAUCCACACUUUUGAGUCCAGAGUUCAAACUAUGCAACGAAAUUAUGCCACAAUGCCUCAGAAAACUGCUUCAGUUCAAGCCAAGGUGGAGAAAGUUGUGGAGAAAUGGGAAAGAGUGUGGAGUUUGUCAAAUCUUUAUGUAGAACGAUUAAAGUCUGUCGAAAUUGUCUUGAAUUCGAUGGAAGAAACAAAGACGCACGUAUCACAGUUCGAAAUGAAGCUCGCGUCCUAUGAAAACUUACCUACAGAUGAUGAUGGAAUUAAGAGAGUCUCCAACGAUCUGUACAAUCUUCAAAAUACUGCUCAAGCUCACCAACACACUGUCGACAGAAUGGUUGACAAUACGAAAAUCGUUCGUCAAAAAGUUGAAAAGUCGAGGCCUUCACAAAAAAGACAUACUGAUAUUGAGAAACUCGAAGACGAGGUUCAUCGUGUUUCAUCUCGCUGGACGAGCACUUGUUCAGAAAUUGUUGAGCGAAUCAAUACCGUUCAAAUUACCAGCGAACAUGCUUCAAGGUACAACACCUCGUACAGCAAGGAAAUGAAUUGGCUCGACAGUGUCGAUUCGAAAACUAAAAGUCUUCCCUUGGUGGAAGGUAGUGGGGCAAAAAGGAAAAUUAAUCCUCACAUGACGUUAUAUAACAGUGUCAUUGAAGAAAAAAUUACUAUCGAACAAGUAAAUACAAUGGGUGCUCGCCUCGCUAAAGAAGCCAAGAGAUAUGAUUCCAUUGUGGACACCUAUCGUGAAACUAUGGAAGAAACACACCCUAGUUUAAACGCCAAUCUAGUCAAAAAAGCCAAAGUCCAGUCAGCGGAGGAAGUUAUUUUCCGAGAACUCGAUCUAUUGAAUCUCAAGUACCAACUCACAGUAGACAACCUUUAUCACCGUCUUCAACAACUUGCAAUAAUAUACAGGCAAGUAGUCGCAACGCAAGAAGAUACAUCCUUCGAGAUGCCAAUUGUACCUGCUCCUAGUCCAAUAAAAACUUAUCGUAUUCAUGCUCAACGUGAAGCUACCAGUCCACUCAACGACCUUCUUCAAUCUGAGGACACUGUUGACUUUGUUCAGCAAAAGUCCUCUGCAAACAUUACCCUAACUCCUGCAAAGGGUCCUACCACUAAAAAGUUGUCCGUCAUGGGAGUUAAGAAUGGGAAUGGCCACACGAACGGGGAGAAGGAAGGGUCUGGCGAUGGGAUGUUGGGUGGUGCUAGUCUCAGAUUUACAGAAAUCCGGUCUGCAAAGAUCAUAGAAAAAGUGGAAGAAGGAAUCUCAACCGAAACUACCACCGUUUAUGGGAUAAUUGACCCAUCAACGGGAGAUUCACUAACCUUAUCUCAAGCGAUUGGUUGCGGGCUUGUUGACAUUAAAACUGGUGAAUUUGUUGACCCCAGAACUAACAAACGAAUCACUUUGCAAGAAGCCACAGAGCUGGGUUACAUAGAGUCGGGAAUUUUACACAAACUCAUGGGAUUGUGUGGCCUCGUCGAUCCUCAAACUGGAGAAGAACUAACAUUUUUAGAAGCAAUUAGGAAAGGGUACUAUGAUCUCAGUAAAGGUGUAUUUAUUCACCCACAAACUGGGGAACCAAUUACCACAGAACAAGCCAUUCGAUUAGGAUUAAGCACAAAACACAAGGAAUCUAUGCCUGGUGGUAGUAUUUCUGCGACGUGUGAUAGGCCUUUCCUUCCUUCUGACUAUUUUCCUGUUUCUACUACACUUGUUGGUGAGCAACAUACUUCAGAUAUAAGCACCGAUGCACAUGUGAUCGCGCCAUCGUCAAUCAGGUCAUCUGACAUGAUUGGGAAUCCAAUCAGCUUGGAUCUUUCGUUGUCAAGUGAUGUAUUAAUUAGUGUCCCUCCUCCCACAACCCACCAAAACCCUACAUUAACACAAUUAGUGCAAGCAGGUGGGGUAAUAGACCCCAAAACUGGAGUAAUUAAUGUUGGAAAACUAAAAGAAAUGUCUGAAAACGUCACCACCGAAGAGAAAACGGUGCAUUUGACUGAAGCUGUUGAACAAGGACUGAUAUCUGUGCAGACAGCAGAACACUCGUCACCCGCAGGACACGGGCUCUCUGAACUAUUUGAACAAGAUCUUGUAUCCCUCAUCUCAACAAAUCCAAAUGACGGUGAUGACAAUGUACCUCAAGUCAAAAUUCUGGACAGAUUUUCUGGGAAACAACUUUCCCUUGAGGAAUCUAUCCAUGCAGGGAUUUUAAACCCAUUCGUCACAGAAGUUUAUCACCCGGAAGAAAAGAAACGAAUAACAGUUGUGGAAGCUAUUAACGAUGAAAUUAUAGAUCCGGAAACGGGAGUUUGGAAUAAAAGUGAACCCCUCUCCUCAGCUUAUUCAAGUCAGCUCAUCAGAAAACCAAUUAGUUUAAAGGAUGCUUGCGAUAGCGAUUUAGUCAAGGAAUAUUAUCUUGGAGAGAGCACGACUGAGGUGGCUUUCAGCUCAAUCAUAGACCCAAUAACAAGAGUAGAUCAAACAAUCCUGGAAUCAAUGGCUGCAGGAAAUCUCGAUGUUACUAGCAAAACAGUUACAGAUUCAAGUACAGAAAAGUUGGUCAGCUUGGAAGAAGCUUUGGCAAAAGGAAUUAUUACCCCGAGUGGCAGUGUGGUUGUGGAUGCCAAAUUGGGUACACUUGUACCCUUGAAAGCAGCAUCAAAACAAGGCCUUUUGUCCACUGUCGUUAGAACCUCAAUUUUUGACAUUCCAUGUGUUACGGAUCCAACCGAAGCAAGUGUUCCAAUUUCCUUGACAGAGGCAUUAGAAAAACAAUUAAUUGAUCCGCACACCACGCCUCAAUCUAAUUCGCUUAAUAUCAGUUCCCAAAUUCUACCAAUCCUGAAUUCUCCAUCUGGUAUUUGGGAGAAGGAGGACCCUACUUCCCAGGUCCGAUCAGAAAUGUCCGUUUUAGAAGCGAUUACAAAACAAAAAUUACUGCCGAGUGGAAAAAUAUCAACUGGUGAAUCCGUCUCGCCCCCGAUUCCGAUCAACAUGGCUGUUGAGGAAGGAUUAUUGGAUCCGGAGAAAGCUGAAUUUUUGAAGGGGCUCUAUAGCAUUAAUUUAACCACUGCCAAUGUCACCACCACCGAAAAACACUUGGUUACAGUCCAUUCACAAGAAAUCAAAUCCACUUUUCAAUACAUGGAUGUGCCUGCGGUACCUGAACUUGUUUCCUCUUCUGAUGAAUACUCAUCAGUUGUAUCAUUGCAAACGCAACAACCUAUUACCGACGAGAUGACUAAAGUCAGGUCAAGCCCAUCGUCUCAGGAUCAAUUUCAGAGUGAAUUGCAAACUCAGAAACCCUCAUCCGAAGAAAAUGUGAUUGACAGGCGGCUUUUGAAAAUUCCAGCGGAUGGAUGGAGCUUGGAGGAUGCAUUGGGCAACCCUCUUUUUGACUCGAAUGCGGGUUUAUUCACCAUUCCAGGAACUGAUCGACAGAUGACAUUUGAAGAGUGCAUUCAUUUGAAAAUAAUUGACCCUACAUCGGCAGAAAUUGUAGACCAGAAAAGGAAAAGAAGAACCUCAAUUAUUCGAGGAAUUGAGAAACAAGUAAUAAAUUCGACAGGACACUAUCAAGGUCACACCCCUGACACCAAGAACCUUUCACUAGCCGACUCCAUCAGUCGGGGGUUGAUUCUGCUAAAGGUGGACCCCAAAAUCAGUACCACUACUACGGGGCCUGACCUUGCCAGUUCUGAUAAAACGGAACUUGUUGAAUCCACCUUGGAGAAUUUUCCGACAACAACUGGCACCCUACUCCCCAGUGAAAUAUCUCAAUCUCUAAGUCAGCAACACCCUGAUGAGCUUGUUAUUAAUGCCGUGCUGCAAGGUGAAGUGGAUCCCACGCUGGUGAUAAUUAAAGACAAGGAUGGAAAUAAUUUAACUGCGCAGGAAGCAAUUGAUCGAGGCCACUUGGACAAAAAUACUGGAUCGGUGAAAGUGGAUGGUCAGACAAUAAGUGUAAAAGAUGCAUUAAAACUUGGUGCUUUAGCCAUCGCAGCAGCUCCUGCUCUCGGAGUCAAGGCAGUUUAUGACUCGCUGGCAUCCAAAAUUGCUAAUGAAAAGGCUUGCCAAAAACAAGUUGAGCUUGGAUUAGUACAUGAUGAUGAUGAUCCUCGUGAAUCAGAGACGUCAGGAAUAGAAACGGCCUUGCAGCCAGAAAUUCUGACAAGCGCACACUCAUUAUUAUUAACGCAGUCCGACCCUAUGCAAAUCCAUAAAAUAAUCAAAUCUACAGAUAAGAUUGGUGUGGAAAAAAUUGGUGAGGAUCAGUUUGCUAAAUCAGAACAACAACCUGAAACAGUUGAACGCGUUUUAUCAUCAGGAACUGCUACUCCUGCUGCUGGUGAACUGCUUCACCAAGAACCAGCUCCAACCGACAUCAGUGCUCCAGCGAGCAGCGAAGGUUCUUCCCAACCGUCCUCGUGCCCCCUUCCUCCUCCCACCUUCGUGGAUUCAGUUCCUAUUGAAAAGUCCGAACCAUCAACUACCAGCAUGCCUUUGAAUAAUAGAAGCAGUAGUGAUGCGACUCAAGUUGGUGUUGUCAUAUCGGAGCAAGUUAUCCCACUCGAGUCCGUGUACACCACAACUACAACCACAACAACUACGACUGUCAUUAUUACAAAAAUAUCUCGUCACAAGGUUCCAAUUACAGAAUUGAUAUCCAGUGGAAUGGUUGAUUCUAAAACUGCAGCUAUUUUGUCGGCUCCUGAAAAUUUCAUCGGUCCGGACGGAAAGAAGAUUGAUCUCAAGGAAGCCAUCCAGUUGGGGAAAAUUGACGGGAACAGUGGAGCCAUACUGGACCCUGACUCUCAACAGUUGUUGACUAUUAACGAGGCUGUGAUAAAAAAUCUGCUUGAUGAUGAGGCCAAUGUGUUGCUUCCCGUGGGAAGAAGCGUCACGGUUCCAGAGCUCAAAAGUCAGGGCUUAUUCGACCCAAAAGAACAGAAAAUAAUUCACCCAGAAACAGGGGACAAUCUAACCAUGUCUGAAGCCAUUUCUUCUCAAGUGCUUUUCGGCCAAUCUGCCGUGACGGACCCAGUUUCUAAAAAGCGAAUGUCGCUCACGGACGCCCUCACGAAAAACAUUGUAUCGAACGAAACGGGAGGAGUCACUGGGAAAGAUGGCAAAGAGAUCCCCUUAAUUCAAGCCCUCGAAAGUGGCACAUAUGAAGAUAUGCCUCACCCAAUGGAAAACUACAUGAAUCCGGUGGCAAUGACAAUGCCCACAGCAGUAAUGUUGGGUCUGGUCGACCCUGAAAAGGGAACAAUGACAAACAUCAGCACGGGGGAGAAAACUUUGAUUUCACAAGCUGUUCAACAAGGGAAGAUUAUGAUGACCAGUCCUGAGGACAGUGAUCUUACUAAUUAUACAAUUCCACACCUCGCAGAUUCAAACCUCACCACUGACGAGAAAAUGCAAAGAGAAAUUCUUCUCGCGACAAAGGAGAAAGUUGUACUUUCUCCAGUGAUAGAGUCGUCAAUUCCGUCUCAUACCUCCACUCUGCCUGGCACAACGAACUUGUCUGUCAAGUUGAAAGAAUCACCCCCUAAAUCACCUCAGAAAAAGGUGGUAUCUCCCCCACCAUCACCACCGAUUGAAACGUUGUCCGCUACAGCAGUGGCUCAGUCUCUUGACCCUUCACUGCUCGUAAUUGAUCCACGAACCGGAAAAGAAGCGCCCCUUGGCAAUGUUCUGCAAGAAGGAGUGAAUCCUGAUGCAAUUCAAAUAACAAACCCUGCAUCCAGCGAAAGUAUAUCACUGAAGGAAGCAGUCGGAUUGGGAGUGCUUGCCGUUCUCGGAGCACCAUUGGCUGCUGGUGCUCUCAUUGCAGAUGCGAUUCAAGGCAAAAAUAAGGGGUCUAAGCAAGGCGGGGAACAAAUCCAGACCAUCCAAAUCAAAACGACAGCCACUAAACCUGCAAUAGAAACCGUAAAACAACAAGACGAUGAAGACUUGGGUGACGACGACGACGAUGAUGACUUUGGUCACAUGUCAAAACCAUUCCCACUUAACAUUGCUGUUGCGAAAGGAAAGUACAACCCAGAGACUGGACUUGUUCAUCUGGAGGACACUAACGAGUUUGUAGCAUUAGACGAAGCGAUCAAAAGGAAUGAGAUUGAUGCUCAUGCUCUAACUUGCAAAGACCCAAGAAACGAACAGUUGAUCACCCUGGAGAAAGCAAUAGAAACCGGGAUUAUGAACCCUAAAACUGGUCAUGUCGUGGAUCCUGUUACAGGAGCCAAUAUAUCGCUGGACGUGGCUCUCGAAUCUGGUCUACUCAUCAAACCAACAAAGAAAAUCUCGCUACCUGACGCCCUUUAUGGUGACAGAUAUGAUCCCGCCACCAACACGUUUGUCAACUCGAGUGGUGAAAGCGUCCCCUUAAAAUCUGCAAUCGACAAUAAAGAAAUAAAUUUGAACACAACAUUGGUGAAGAACUUUGCGACGGAAUCAGUUAUUCCGUUCAGAACGGCAAUGGCUGAAGAUAUUGUAGACGUCAACAGCGGAUUAGUGAAAAUCUCUCCUUCCGAAAUGGUCAAUAUUCGUGAUGCUAUUGAGACUGGGGUUAUUAUUGAAGUGCGGCAGCCACUUUCACUCUCAGAAAUGUUUAUGAAAGGGCUUCACACGGAUGGCAAAUCCCGUCCAUUUAUGCACCCAGUUACUGGAAAAUACAUUACUUUGGCUGAAGCAUUAUCGGAGAAAGUGAUCGACUCAGACUCUAUGCACGUUAAGGAUACAAGAGAAGGCUUUGCCAAGAAAAUGCCUCUGCAAGUUGCAAUUCAAGAAGGGUUUAUGUCUGGGGACGAUGGCAGUGUCCAAGAUUUUGGGAAAAAUGUCAAACUAAGCCUGACAGAAGCUGUUGAUAGCGGUUUAGUGAUUGAUAGCCGCCGCCCAAUCUCCCUUCAAAAAUGUUUACAUUUGGGUCUGUACUCUGAAGACAGCGGACGAAUGACGGAUCCAAACUCUGGAAAAUCUAUCACCUUACAUGAAGGGAUUCGACGACUUGUAGUCAACCCUAAUCUACCAUGUGUCUGGAAUGAAGAAGAGGCAAAAAUUCUCAGUUUGGUAGAAACCUGUCGCGUUGGAAUAAUUGAUCGACAAGAGGGUCUCUUCAACCUUUCCCUACCACAAACAACAACACAAGCAACAGAAGUGCCAUCAUUGGCAGCUGACGAAACGGGAGCCACAGUUCCCUUUCCUGAGAAGAUCAGCUUAGCACAGGCCUUGGAGGAGAAACAUAUUCUGGACAUUGAAAAACCUUUUGGGCUCUACCAAGCAUUAAAAAUUGGUUUGUACGAUAAAAAGACUGGAAAAUUUGUUCACCCGUCCACUGGAAAAUAUCUCACAUUAGAAGACUCGUGCAAAGAGGACCUCAUUGACCCCAACACAUCCGUCGUGAAAAGUUCCAUGGAUAGUAAAUUACUUCGAUUACCGGUUGCCGUGAAUUUGGGGGUUGUGGACCCCGUUGGUGGUCUUUUCAGACUUGGCGACUCUUCCCUUUCUUCGAAAUCCAAGGGCAUUCCACUCGACCAGGCAAGAAUAGAUGGUUAUGUGCUUACUACUGAUCGACCAUUGUCAAUUGUGGAUGCAGUUCAAGAGCAUCUGUAUAAUUCGAAGACGGGGAAGAUUGCGGACACUCUGCUUGGGGAAUGGUUGACUCCGAAAAAUGCUGUACAGCAGGGUUUAAUUGAUCCAAUGACAUCAGCGGUGCAAAACCUUCGUAAUCAGAACAUCAAAUCUCUUAAUGCUGCCAUAGAUGACGGAGACAUUGAAAACGAUCGUGGGUUAGUUACGGAUGCACGCAAUGGAAAACCCACAACUUUCAAUCGUGCAGUGGAACAAGGAAUCUUAGUGAAAGUUCCGAAGCCAAUAUCUUUCUCAAAAGCUAUUCAUUCCGACUUUAUUGAUCUCAAAAGGGGUACAUUCUGUGAUCCACGAACGUCAAUCACCUCACCACUUCAAAUUGCAAUAACUCAUGAAUUAAUUGAACCUGGAAGUGCGGUUGUGAAACACCCAGAAACGGAUGCAUAUAUAAAUCUCAGAGAAGCCACGCAAAUUGGACUUGUGAGCCUUAACCGAAGAGCUCUAAUUGAUCCUUCUACUCUCAAGCUUAAACCUCUCUGCAUUAUAUUCGACCAAGGAACGGUCGUAUUUUUAAGGGAAUCCGUGUCAUUUGAUGUCGCUCGUGACAAAGGGUUACUGAACUUGAAAACGGGGAAAUUUAUAGAUCCCAACGCAAGUGACACAUUGCCAAUGACCAUAAAAGAAGCCAUCGACAUUCAUGCAAUUAACCCCAACUCUGCUGUGAUCAAGGACACUUUAAAGAAACGUCUACUAAAGCUUUCAGAUGCAUUCAACGCAGCUCUUAUUGACCCCAACAGCUCAACUGUGAUUGACACUGCUACAAAUCACGCCAUUCCCCUGGAACAAGCCAUAGCUUCCGGUCUUUUACUUACCCCACGAAACCCCUUCGGACUUUUGGAGGCCUUAGACUUUUCCAUGUAUGACCCAGUCAGUGGGAAAUUUUCCGAUCCAUACACUGAAGCUGGUGAUUGUAAAUUGAGUUUGAAUCAGUGCAUUGCGAAAAACCUUAUUGAACAGAGUACCACAAUGGUGAAAGCACCAUCGAGUGGGAAAAUUCUUCCACUUAGUGAAGCCAUUGCUGCGAACAUUGUUGAUGGGGAGUCGGGGUACUUUUUAGACACUUCCACUGGUACUCGUCACAAUCUUUUGGACGCGUGGAAACGGGGAUGGUUGUUGCCGGCAGAGGCAAGGCUGGCUAUCGAAGCCCAGUACGCCCAAUGUGACGCUACCAUAAAUAACCUGACCAACUGGUUGAACGAUAUUGAGAGGAGACUGGCAAGUCAAGAGAGUCUGCGAGAAACUGUCGAAGAAAUAAAGAAGCAAACCAUGACCGUCAAACAAAUUCGAGAUGAUGUGGAGGAUCACAGUCAAAUGGUUUUAACUUGUCUGGAUCAAGUUAGACAUCUCGUGGCCACUGGUGGGGACGUCCUUUCCAGUGAAGAGAUCAAUACACUGGAGAAGAAUGGAAAGAUUUUGAAAACACGAUUCGAUUGCGUUUCAAAUUACUCUGAGAGUUUAUUCCGACAACUCACCACAGCUUCAGACGAACUGAAGAAAUACAAGGCCGAAGUUUCCACCUUCAAAACCUGGAUGGAUAAAUCAAUUCGAACCUUGGAAGAAAAGGAACGAAACCUGAGUAAUUUGAGCGCGAGUGGUCGCGACAACACAAAAGAAUUUGUCAGCGAUGUUAUUGCCCAUCAAGGCGACCUACGUUUUAUUACAAUGUCUGCUCAAAAGUUCAUUGAGGAAUCCAGAGAAUAUUUACAAACUCUAAACACAUUCCGUACAAAUUUACCCCAACGACUGCCUUACCUCGAGGUCAAAGAAUCGUCAAUUAAACAUGAAGUGACUCAAAUCACCACAGUGUAUCAAGAUCUGCUUGCUCGAGCAAAUCGUCUAUUUGAUAAGUUAUCUCAAUUGGGCAACAAACAAAAAGAUUUCCAAGAUGCACUCAACAAAGCCAUGGCCUGGCUGAAGGAAGUGACGCCUAGAGUGCAAAAGGUCUUGUCGGAACCAAUUGCUGGAGAGCCACGACUAGUGGAAGAUCAACUUAGUCGUGCGAAAGCAUUGCAGAGCGAAAUUCUUUCCAAUGGAAAACUUAUUGAAGCCGUUCGACAGGCUACAAAUAACUUGCUCAACAGUAUGGAAGAGUUGUCACCGAGUGAAAGAGAUGCUGUUGAACGAACAACAUCUGAGUUGGAAUCGAAAUAUAAAAACCUAUUGGAUGCUGUUGGGGACAAAAUUAAGGAUUUGGACACUGCUUUAGUUCAGAGCCAGGGUCUGCAAGACGCUGUUGAAGGAGUGUCCAACUGGCUAACACAAGCCGAGUACCAGUUAAAGAAUAUCAACAAGCCAGCCAGUCUUAUCCGGGAGCGGCUUGACGAACAAAUUAGAGAAGUUAAAAUGUUGCAAGCUGACAUCGACUCCCAUCGUCCUAGCAUCGAAAGUAUGGCAAGAUCUGCCGAUGAUUUAUUGCGUACUCGGAAUGCGACAGUCUCCAAGAAGGUGGAGGCCAAACUGAAGGAUGUACUUUCACGCUAUGAAAAACUUGUAGAAAAAUUGGUUCAGCGAUCUGUUUUCCUUCAUGAAGUAUCUACUCAUUUGGACAGCUUCUUAUUGAAUGCUAAUCACUUUGAAAAUUGGUUCAGCGAAAUGUUUGAAACUCUUGAAACUCGAUUGACCGGAGACGAUGCCAUGGCCAAAUUGGAUGAACUCAUGAGACGCAAAGAUAGCAAGAAACAUGAUUUCGAUGAAACAAUUUCAUCUGGAAAAUCUCUCGUGUCUAAAAAGGAUGUGACCGAUACCAGUCCCGUGAAAGAUAAGAUCAAAGCACUUGAAAAUCAAUGGCGAGACCUGACAGGUUCUCUUGAUGAAAAGAGCAAAUUGGGAAAGACCAGAGUUGAGGCUUUGAAUGCGUAUGAAAAGUUGAGAGACCAGGUCCAAAAAUGGUUGACGAGCAUGGAAAGUCGAGUGAAUAGUUUCCAAUCAGUUGCUGUUGAUGUCGAAUUGAUUAAGCAGCAAGAAAUCGAACUCAAACCACUUGUCAAAGAACAUCGGGAUUACAAUCCUACAAUUGACAAAGUCAACGAACUUGGCAACGCAUACGAUGCCCUAACAAGGGGUGAUCGAUCCGACAGUCCUCGUCGUAAAGUUUCCAGCCCUGUCAAGCGACCUAGCAUGCGAUCCACGGACACUCGAAGUCCCUCACCAUCUAAAACUCUUGGAGUGGACCGCAGUCCAAUGUCGCCCAGCGGAUCCAGUGGAUUUGGCAGUCGUCGAUCCAGUCAAGAAGGAUUCCUCAAUUUGGAAGAUUCCAGUCCAGUUCAACAACAGUUGAAUGAAAUUAAUCAUCGAUAUAAUUUGAUUGGUAUGAAAUUGACCGACAGACAAACUGAGCUUGAUUCCACGCGAGAGGAAGUCAGAAAAAUUGCGGACAACUUGAAGGCCUUGGCUCAAUUUCUGGAUAAAACUGAGCGCUCACUCCCCAAAGACGCCAUUCCACAAUCAAGGGACGAAGCUGACAAGAUGUUGAAGACAAUAAAAUCUAUAUUGGAGGAUAUGUAUGAUAAACAAGGAAUGCUGGACAAUACUAGAACGCUUAUCACCGACCUACUUCGACGAAAACCUAAUGUUCCCGGAGCUGAAUCAUUGAAGGACGCAUUUGAUGGAAUUAGCCAACGAUGGAAAGAUCUUCAAGACAAGUGCAAACGACGUGUUGGAUUCUUAGAACAUAUUAAGGAAUUCCAUGAUUCUCACGACAACUUACACGGGUGGUUGAAUGCCAAGGAUAAGAUGUUGGCCGUAUUGGGUCCGAUCUCAUCGGAUCCGCGCAUGGUACAAAGUCAAAUGCAACAAGUGCAAGUUAUGCGUGAUGAGUUCCGGAAUCAAAAGCCGAUCCUCGAUAGCUUUAAUAAUGCUGGGGACAAUAUUUUGACUCAAACAAGCCCUGACUCUCCAGACGGUCGCAAAAUAGAAGACAAAUUGGCUUCUAUCAACCAACGAUGGAAUGAUCUCUUGCACAAACUGGAUGAAAGAGAAGGCAAUUUAGAUGCUGCUUCAAAUGCUAGUCAAGAUUUCUUUAACAAUCUCAAUAAGUUGCAAGACAACCUUCACAAAAUCAGUGAUGAUCUGGAUGAUUUGAUUGCUGACAAGGGUGACCCAGAAGAAAUGCUCAAAAAGUUGGAAGCUAUCGAGAGAAACCUUAACAGUCAACGACCCAUUUUGGCUGACGUUGAGGCGGCAGGGGCCGAGCUAUGCGACAUAUUACAAGACCCAGGUGCAAAGGCUGACAUUAAGCAAAAAUUGGCUCAAGUUGGGCGAUUGUUCAACCAAUGUCAGAAGAAACUAGACAACUGCAAGGCCGAGUUGGAAAAUUCAAAGAAAGACGUCAUUGAUUUCAACGAUGCCUGUGAAGCUGCCCAAGACUGGCUUGCAGACAUGCUCUCCCACCUAUCAGACAAAUUGCUCGUCUCUGCAGAUCGAGAUAUUCUUCGGGGACAAGUUGGUGAAUUUGAACCAAUUUAUAAGCAAAUCAUGAGCAAGGAGCACGAGAUUAUAAUGACCCUGAAUAAGGGCAAAGAAUUGAUGGCUAAAAGUACCAGAAAACCAGAACAACGCACUAUUCAGACAAACAUGGAGAAAGUUCAGAAGGGAUGGGACAAGUUAAAGAAGGAAGCUGUGGAUAGACACAAUCGUCUGCAAACUUGCAAUGAACACUGUAAAAAAUAUGACAAGACUCGGGAACCCUUCCUCAACUGGCUCGCUGGGGCCGAAGACAAAUUCGAAAAGUUCCGACUAACAUCAUACAAGAAGCCUGACAUUGAUAAACUCUUGAAGGAAGUCAACGGCUUUAAAAAUGAUUUAUGGCGUCAUAGUGGCGAAUACGAGUCUACAAGAGGGUUUGGGGAAACUUUUGUUGGUGCUUGCGACAAGGACAAGGAUGGAGUAAAGAACGAACUUCAAGAAAUGAAACAACGAUGGGAAGCAUUGAACAAUGCAAUUCUUGCAAAAAUCCAGGAAUUGGAAGAUGCGGCUGCAAAGCUCAAUGCAUUUAACGAGGAUUGUAGGGAUCUAAAGAAUGCCCUAAACCGAUGUGACGAUAAACUUGCAUCACACGACUCUAUGGGAGAUGCUGCCAAAGACCCCAAACUACUCCAACGAAUCAAAGCCAUACAGGACGAAGUUCGAAAAUUGGAGAAACCAUUGGAUAAUGUGCGACAGCAAGGGGAAGGCCUUUCAAUUGAUGCAAACCGCAAUAAUUGUGACGAUGCUCACAUUAGAGAUGCGGUUGACGAUUUGAUGGAUAGAUUUGACAAUUUGAAUUCAAAAUUGGGCGACCGAUUCAAUCAAGCCGAAUCAGCACAAAGAGCUAUGGAAGAGUUUAAGAAUCUAAUGAAAGGCUUAAGUGCUGAUAUUGGCGAUUUAGAGAAUGAACUGAAUGCAAUGAAGCCCAUUGGACGCGACAUUCCAACUGUAAAAUCACAAAUUCAUGAAAUUGAAGUCUUCCGUGAGAAGUUAGAAGACAAGAAAGCAGAUUUAGCUGGCGCAGCAUCUGCACUUGAGGAACUUAUCAGACAAGGUGUUGCAGCAGAUCCUAAAGGCAUGAAAGAUCAAAUAGAUGGGCUUCGUAAGCUCUUGGCUAAAUUAGAAGAUAAAUCCAAACAACGCGAUUCCGAGCUGCAGAAAACACUAGCUAGACUGGAAGGAUUUUAUGAUCUGUACAAUAGCACGGACGACAUGAUUGAUGAUUUGAUUCAACAAGAAAAGUCGUUUAGCAAAACGGUAGGCGGUGAUGUUGCCAGCAUACGAGCUCAACAAGCCCAAUUUAAAGAAUUUCGAACGCGUUAUGUUGACGCUGUAGCGAAAAAGGUUGAAGAGUGCAACAAAACGGGACAAGGACUGAUCCAGUCUGCAUCCAGUGGGGUCAACACAUCCGGUCUUGAAAAAGAUUUGGAAAAAAUGAACGACAAAUGGAAUGCUCUGAAAGAAAGAAUCAAUGAGCAAGAACGCAAACUGGAUGUUGCACUGCUUCAAUCUGGCAAGUUUAAAGAAGCUUUAGAUGGUUUGGACAAAUGGUUAAGUGAAAUGGAAGACCUGGUAGCAAACCAAAAGCCACCCUCUGCAGAUGCUAAAGUGGUUAAAGCUCAACUUCAAGAACAAAAGUUUUUGAACAAAAUGUUGUUGGACCGACAACCGUCCGUCACAUCCUUGUUUCAAAUGGGCAAGGAAAUAGCUGCAAAUGCUGAUCCUGCUGAGAAACACGAAAUUGAGGGACAAAUGAAUAACAUGAAGGACAGAUAUGGCAACCUCUGUGACGGCGCAAGGGAUAGGCAGGGACUAUUAGAAGAUGUGAUGAAAGUAGCUAAGGCAUUCUUGGACAAAUUUGGACCUCUAUCCGACUGGCUAGAUAAGCAAGGCAAGAAGUUGAAGGACAUGUCUCUCAUUCCAACUGACGAAGACAAAAUCGCGAGAAGAAUAAAAGAACAUGAUGCCUUUCACGAUGGGCUGCUAAAAAAACAGCCAGACUUCAGUGAACUUGCGGAACUUGCACAAACACUUAUGAAUUUGGUGGGCGAUGAAGAUGCGGCUGGUGUUGCAGACAGUCUUCAAGAUCUAACUGAUCGAUAUGGCAGAUUGAUUGAAGAGUCGGAAGGUCUUGGUAAUCUGCUUCGUCAGGCUAAAGCAGGACUUCGAAACCUUGUUUUGUCAUAUGAAGAGCUGGUUGCUUGGAUGGACACUGUAGAGAAACGGCUUGCGAAGUACAAAGUGGUUGCCGUCCACAAGGAUAAACUUAUAGAGCAAAUGCAGCAGCUAGCAACAAUUACUGAGGAGAUUAAAGACCGAGAAAAACAGGUUGAUGACACCGUCGAAGCUGGUUUAGACCUCAUGAAGAACAUUUCCAAUGAUGAGGCGAUUCAACUGAAGGAUAAGUUGGAUUCUCUCCAGCGUCGUUUCCACAAUAUCACAACCAAGGCUGCAGAUCUGCUUAAAACUGCACAGGAAGCACUGCCAUUGGUAACUCAAUUCCACGAGUGUCACUUGAAUCUAUCAGACUGGAUGGCAGAAGCCGAAAACAUUCUAAAGGGCUUAGACAACUCAAAUCUUAUUGCACAAGAGAAAGUCAUUGUUCGACUGGAAGCUGAAAUUGUAGAACAACGAAAAGUUUUAGAGAUCAUUAACCUCGUAGGCCCACAGCUUUGUCAGCUUUCUCCAGGGGAAGGAGCGUCGACAAUUGAAGGGCUCGUCACUCGAGAUAAUCGCAGAUUCGAUGCAAUAUGCGAACAAGUUCAGCGAAGAGCAGAAAGAAUUCAAAUGGCGAAAGCGAGGAGUAUGGAAGUUCUUAGCGACAUUGAUGACUUGCUUGAUUGGUUCAGGGAAAUUGAAGGUCAAUUGCGCGAUGCGGAGAAACCUAGUUGUGAACCUGACGUUGUGAGAGUUCAACUGCAAGAACACCGGACCCUCAACGAUGAAAUUAACAGCCAGAAAGGUCGUGUUCGAGAAGUACUUGCUACUGCCAAGAAAGUUUUACGAGAAGCAACUCAAGGGGAGGAUACUGCUACUCUCAGAGAGAAAGCAGAAGAUCUUAAAGAGACGAUGGAGACGGUGUCCAAGCUUUCCAGCGACCGACUCAAUGCAUUGGAACAAGCACUCCCACUUGCUGAACACUUUUUUGACACGCACAUCGACUUGAACCAAUGGAUGGAUGCAAUGGAAGAUGAAAUAAGCAUUUUAGACACUCCAGCUUUGCGCCCUGAUCAAAUUGUGAAAUUGCAAGAAAAAACUCAAGCCUUCAUUCAGUCCUUAACUGAGCAUAAACCGUUGCUUGAUAAGCUCAACAAAACUGGAGGUGCGUUGAUUAAGUUGUGUAAUAAUGACGAUGCUGGAAAGGUGGAUGAAAUCAUGCAUGCGGACAAUGAGAGAUACAACGCUCUUCGCGUUGCACUGAGGGAUAAGCAACAGGCACUUGAGAAGGCUUUGCAGGAAACAAGUCAGUUCAAGGAUAAAUUGGAUGGCAUGUUGAACGCAUUAGAAAACACUGCUGAUCAAUGUAAAAACGCUGAACCAAUCUCUGCCCAUCCUGAGAAAAUAAGAGAUCAAAUCGGAGAUAAUGAUGCCAUCAUUGAUGACGUGAAGAAACGCGAAGACGCCUUCAAUUCGGUCAAAAAGCAAGCGGCUGACAUAAUAGAUAAAGCACCAAACAAGAACGAUCCUGCUGUUCGAGACAUUAAGCAAAAACUUGACAGACUGAAUAGUUUGUGGGAUCAGAUUCAAAAACUCACGAAACAACGUGGAAAGAACUUGGACGAAGCUCUGGCCCUAGCAGAAAAAUUCUGGGAACAGCUUCAAGCCAUCUUAGACAAACUUGAUAUUCUCUCAGAAACUUUAAAGAACCAAGAGCCUCCUGCUGUGGAACCGAAAGCUAUUCAGAAACAACAAGAGGCACUCAAAGAAAUCAAGAAAGAUAUUGAAAAAGUUAAGCCCGAAGUCAACAACUGUCGGCAGUCCGGACAAAAACUAUUACAAGUUGUAGGGGAGCAGGAUAAACCCGAGAUUUCAAAGAAUAUACACGAGCUAGAUGCGGCAUGGGAUAACAUUACUGCUUUGUUUGCAAAGCGAGAAGAAAAUCUUAUCGAUGCAAUGGAAAAGGCAAUGGAGUUCCAUGAGACGCUCCAGGAAUUGUUGCGUUUCCUCGACAAGGCUGAGGCCCGUCUAGCUGGUUUUGGCGUGAUUGGGGCUGAUAUUGAAGCCGUCAAGAAACAAAUCAAGGAACUAAAGGACUUCAAGGGAGACGUUGAUCCCAUGAUGGUGAAAGUUGAGGCAUUGAACAGGACAUUAAGGAGGCAAGCGCAAGAACUUACUGAAAGAACAUCUCCUGACCAAGCUGCCAAAAUCAAAGGACCUCUAGCACAAGUUAACAGGCGAUGGGAUGACCUGCUCAAGGGCAUUGUGGAUCGUCAACGAGAAUUAGAAAAUGCUCUCUUGAGACUUGGCCAGUUCCAGCAUGCUCUCAAUGAAUUGAUGGCAUGGAUGGAAAAAACAAACAAAAAUCUGGAUACACUAAAACCAGUAUAUGGUGACCCUCAAGUUAUUGAAAUAGAGUUAGCUAAACUCAAGGUUUUGGUCAAUGACAUCCAAGCCCAUCAAGUAUCAGUGGACACCUUAAAUGAUGCGGGCCGACAAAUAAUUGAGUCAGAACGUGGAUCGGACAAUGCUGCAAAAAUUCAACAAAAGCUUAAUGACAUGAAUAAAAAAUGGGCCGACCUGCAGAAGAAGGCUAACGACAGACAAAAAGAACUAGAGGAUGCCUUACGUGAGGCUCAGGCUUUUAACGCUGAAAUUCAAGAUUUAUUAAUGUGGCUGAAUGACGUGGAUGCUGCCCUUAACACAUCCAAACCGGUUGGUGGCUUACCAGAAACUGCACAAGAACAACUGAACCGAUUCAUGGAAAUUUUUAAUGAACUUGAAGCUAAUCGACCUAAAGUCGAAGCAAUCUUGCACCAAGGGCAAGAAUAUUUAAAGAAGUCCACUGAAGGCUCCGCUACCAAUCUGCAACACAAUCUUCGAACUCUGCGUCAACGUUGGGAGUCUGUAAUGAAUCGAGCCAACGACAAGAAGAUCAAGCUUGAAAUCGCCUUGAAAGAGGCAAUGGAGUUCCAUAAGGCUUGCCAAGAUUUCAUUGAUUGGUUGACUGAAGCAGAACGCUAUCUCACUGGAUUGGAGCCCGUGUCGCGUGUGCUGGACAAAGUUGUGGAACAAGUAGAAAGUCACAAGGAGUUCCAGAAAGAAGUCUCAGCACACAGGGAGGUGAUGCUGAACUUGGAAAAGAAAGGAAACCAUCUAAAAUACUUUAGCCAAAAGCAAGACGUCAUCCUCAUUAAGAACUUGCUCAUUUCUGUCCAACAUCGGUGGGACAGAGUUGUAUCAAAAUCCACCGAACGUGUUCGACUGCUGGAUCUUGGCUUCAAGGAGGCCAAGGAGUUCCACGAUUCAUGGACUUCUCUUAUGAACUGGUUGGACGAGGCUGACAAGAACCUGGAAGAAAUCACUGCCACCGCCGGUCAAAAUCCUGUGAAGAUUAAGCAAAUGCUGGCUAAACACAAAGAGUUCCAAAGGGCUUUGGCUGCGAAACAGCCUGCUUAUGAUUCAACCAUGAAGAACGGAAAAACCUUGAAGGACAAGGCUCCUAAACCCGAUGAACCAAUUCUUAGGCAGAUGCUAACAGAUUUGAAGAAUAAAUGGAAUGCAAUUUGCAACAAGAGUGUUGAGAAGCAGCGAAAUCUUGAGCAAGCCCUGCUUCGAUCAGGUCAAUUCAAGGACGCCCUGCAAGAGCUUUUAGACUGGCUGAAGGAUAUGGAUCGCCUCAUUGUUGACGAUGGGCCAGUUCAUGGUGAUUUAGACACAGUCACUGCCUUGAUUGACGCUCAUUCCAAAAUUGAAGAGGAAGUGAACAACAGACGAUCUCAAAUUAAUGAUAUUAUUCGAACGGCUGAAGAGAUGAUGGAAACAGCUCAGCCAGAUGAGAAGGCAAAGCUUCAAAGUCAAGUCAAAGAAAUUAAGACUUCCUACGAUAAGAUCAAAAAGAAAUGUGAGACGAGAUCUCGGCGUUUAGAGGAAGCACUUAAGGAGGCCGAGAAGCUCCAUAAAGCUGUUCAUAUGUUGCUGGAAUGGCUAUCUGAUGCCGAAAUGAAGUUAAGAUUUGCAGGUCAGCUACCUGAAGACGAGGAAACUACUAAACGUCUUUUGGAUGAACAAGAAGCAUUUAUGAAAGAACUCAAGUUGAAAGAACGAGAAAAAGAUGAGACGAUCGAACUUGCCAAGAGUAUUUUAGCCAAAGCCCACCCUGACGCUAUUCCUGUCAUCAAACACUGGAUUUCUAUCAUUCAAUCGCGUUGGGACGAAAUUUCAUCGUGGGCAGUACAACGUCAACAAAAACUUCAAGCUCACUUGAAUGCCCUGAGAGGAAUGGAAGAAAUGUUGGAAGAGUUGAUGGCAUGGCUCAAGAAAUGUGAGGAUACUUUGACUCAAUUGGAAGCUGAACCACUUCCGGACGACAUGGCUGAGAUAUUAGUUCUGAUUAAGGAACACAAAGGAUUUAUGGAAGGUAUGGCAUCACGACAGCCUGAGAUUGAUGCUGUUUGCAAGCCGAAAUUGGUCAGCAGACAACCCAUGGUUAAAGGAAAACCUGGACCUCGGCUUCGUAGCACAACACCAGGCGGCGAAAGUCGUGAAGCUUCACCUGAAUUGGAUUUCGCUCAACGUAGAUUAAGCGCUAAGACGGUUGGAGGAUCACGGGAGUCUACUCCCAUGUCAAGGAUGGAAAGUCCGGGCAGAGAAGACUUGUUCCCUCACAUUGGACCAAGAUUCGAUCGCAGAGGAAGCAAAGCCGUUGAGCCACAAAUCAAGAACCCACGCGUAAAAGCCUUGUGGGAUAAAUGGAAGGUGGUCUGGAUGAUGGCUUGGGAAAGACAAAGACGACUUCAAGAUAAGUUCAACUAUCUGCAAGAACUUGAAAAGGUUAAGAACUUUAGUUGGGAAGACUGGAGGAAACGCUUCCUACGAUUUAUGAACAACAAGAAAUCCCGAGUUAUGGAUUUGUUCCGGAAAAUUGACAAAAACAAUGACAAUCUCAUUCCUCGAGAAGAAUUUAUUGAUGCAAUUAUGAAGACAAAAUUCCCAACUUCCCGUCUCGAGAUGAAUGCCGUAGCGGACAUGUUUGACCAUGGAGAUCAUUUGAUUGAUUACAUGGAAUUCAUUGCUGCCCUUCGCGCCGACUGGGAGGACCGAAAGCCCAUGUCCGAAGGCGAUGUCAUUGAAGAUGAAAUCCAAAGACAAGUCAUGAAGUGUACUUGUCGUCAAAAGUUCCGUGUGUUCCAAGUUGGCGAAGGAAAGUACAGAUUUGGUGAAAGUCAAAAACUCAGACUAGUUCGAAUUCUAAGAAGUACCGUCAUGGUUCGUGUUGGUGGAGGAUGGGUGGCUUUGGACGAAUUCCUAGUUAAGAACGAUCCAUGCAGAGUGGUCCUGAUGGUUCCUGAAUUGAUGGGAUUAACAAUGGGGCACGAACAAAGUUGUCCGUCUUACGGAUAUGGAUCACCUUGUCGCAGUUGUAUAUCCAAGGGUCGAACCAACAUCGAGCUGCGUGAACAGUUUAUCUUAGCUGAUGGAGUCUCCCAAACUAUGACGGCGUUCAAAUCCAAGCCGAGUGGAAGCACGAUAUCAAGUGGGAACCGGUCAGCACAGUCACUCCCAGCAGCGGGUCCAAUCACAAAGGUGAAGGAGCGCAGUAUUCGAAGUGUUCCAAUGGGACAAAGAGCUAGAUCUACAGAUCGGACUACUCCAGAAAGCACAUACUCUGAUGACGGAUUCUCAUUAUCUCGACCUCCAAGACGAUCAUCAACUGGGCCUGGACGUGGUAGUCAACCGGGUAGUCGGUCUGGUAGCAAACCCCCGAGUCGUACUGGGUCCAACGCGUCGUUGGAUAGCACUGAUGAUUAUGGGACCCGUAUUCCCGUUCGUCGUUCGGCCAGUUUGAAACGAGGAACAUCCGGCAGUACAUUUGGUAGCAGAGGACCCUUGGCAACAUCCACCCCCUCCAGGCCUGCUUUCUCCCUGAGUACCAAUCUCAACGGAUCCCGUGGUCCAAGCACUGAGAGAGCACAUUCCUUUACCCGGCCAUCCAGUGCUACUCCUAUGAAACGCACUGGCUCAGCUUCCAGCAUCUCAUCACUAACUAACUCUGCUGGAAGACCGUCAAGAAUACCAUUGUAUGUCGGAGGAGAAACUGGUUCUGGUGAAAUCAGUUUGGAUAGAUCACGGACGCCUUCUAACAGUAACAUUCCGGUGGCAGUGUCUCAUCAGACUCCAAGAACGCCAUCCGGAGGAUCCAACGUAUCCUUCUCGCUGUCUGGAACUGCAGGCGCUGCUGCAACGUCGUCCACGUCUGCAACAACGGAAAGAGGACCCGGAGGAACUACACGAACCGCAACCUCCGACUCUGCCACUAAAUCAUCAUACUCAACACAGUCCAGGUCCAGCUUCCAAGAGGAGUAGACUCUCAUGUCAUGAUAACACUCAUCAACACCAUGUAUUUUAUCCGCAUAGAUUUUAUUCAUGUUGGAUUUAUACUUAUUUUACUGCCAUUCAAAGCCAACUAGGCGAGUGCAAUUAUUAAUGCAUUUGCUAUAUUUGACAUUUAUAUCGUUUUUUCAUAAUUAUAAGCCACAAGCAUUCACAAAUUCUCUCUUUUCUGUUGUAUGAAAAAAGGUGUAGCUCUUUACGAAGUGUCCAAUCGUUUUGGGAGACAUUUUUUUACCAAUAACGAGAUGAGAUUAUUUGUCUUUUCACAAACUCCUCCUUACAUAACUUCUACUGCUACUCUUAUUCAAAAUAAUAAUAUAAUAUUACGAGCAGUACACGUAUUCCUGUGAUUAACCGGUUUGUACCACUACAAAUUCAAUUGAUAAACGAUGUAUAGUUCUUCCUUCCUCUUUUGUAUUUUUGCUAACUAUACAAAUAACCAUUACUUGCGCCAAACUAAUUGUAUUAUUUCAAGUAUUGACUCUUAAUUUCGAGGUCUCACUCAUGCAAUUAUGAUAUCCAGUGUAUUAAGGAAUUUCAAAGUGAGAGUUUUAUAUUUCAAAUCGAUAUUGAUAUUGUGCCAUAAUAGCAUCUUUGUUACAUAUAAUUUUGGAAUAUGAAUACGCACAAUUAUUAAUUAUGCUCCAUUUAUGACAAGUUUUUGUAGUGUUCUUCUGAUUACAGUGUAAUUUUAGUAUGAAUGAGUUACCACUACUGUCUCCAUAAUUAUGUUAACAAGCGUAUUUCUGAAGGUUAUAGGUUACUGAUUUACAAGGGUGGUUGUGAUGACGCGUAACAAUUUGCCGUUGCAAAUAUCCCGUGAUAAAUAAUAAGAGUGUAGUGCCCGAUGCUGCUACUGCUCAUGCUAUACAUUUGGAUACCAAUUUUGUAACACGGCGCGAUUAUUAAUUAACGAAUUAACACUUGAUAAGAAUUGACACUAAAGCGAUUCUUCUACAGCUUAGUAUUUUAAACCAGAAGAUUGCUUAAUGUCGUAAUCGGGUUUCAUUUGUAAUAUUAUUCUACGAAUAAUUACCAUAUUACGAAUUAACUUGCACAAAUAUUUUCUAGGAUAAAACCAUAACAAUUGUACCAUUAAUUAUACUAGUUUGACUUCCAAAACCCCGCCCUUAUCGCUAGUUACGGUAACUCUAGCAUAGAAUAGAACCAUAAUUAUAUUUUGUAUUCACUAACAAAUAGUAACAAGAACUACAGUAAUACAUAAUACACUUUAAGAACAAUAAGAAAUAAGUACGGUGAAGCUGGAAAUUUGCAAUGUUGGAAGGAGUCACACUUCGGGAUAAGAAGGCACACAUCUAUUUUUGGGAACGAUGCGACAAACAAUUUUACUUUUUUGAUUCCAAUUUCAAUCAUUGUAAUUGUACAGCUUGCACAAAAUAUUUGAAAAAUUAAUAAAAAAGAGCUAAUAUUUUAAUAAUCGUAA